CACCCGUUGAACAAGCUGCCAUAAAUCCCGUUGCUCAUUCACAUUUACACACGUCCUUUAUCACAACUUAUUACGUCUUUCUUUGUCCACCUCCAAAUCCCCAAAAUACCCUCAAUAAACUCCCAUAUUUCCAACUCAAUCCACCUCUUUCUUUCUAUAAAAACAACCUUCCCAUCUCUCACCACGCAGUUUGCCAAACCAUUCCCUCUCCUGGGGGCCCCCUCAAAUUUCCCAAAAUACCCUUCCCUCCAUUUGUCAACCUUCAACCUUCCAUUGAUGGCGACAUCUUCAAAAUCACGCUCAAAUUCCCCGGUUCUCCCACUGAAUUUUUCGUUCCCUCGCUCAAUUUCACCUCCUCGACGUCAAUUUUCUCAAUCUUCAUUUUCAUCAUCAUCUUCAUCGCAAUUUUCCGAUUCGUUUUCGUCUUCGUACAUUUCUUCAAAUUUCGCUUCAUCGUCUUCGUCAUCUCUAUCAUCCUCCAUUUUCGACCGACCUUCAUCACCUACAAGAGUUAAUCUUUCUCCUACGAGUUCGGUGCCUUCAUUUCGGAUCUCGCUUAAUCGUUCUCAUUCACCUAAUUCUCGCGUUUCGAUCCGUGAUCAAGUCGUUUCGAAACCUGCGAGUAUUAAGAAAACAUGUAUGUGUUCUCCUACGAAUCAUCCUGGCUCAUUCCGUUGCUCGAUUCAUCGAAACGGUAGAGCUAAUAAUAGAAAUAAUUCUCAGUCGAUUUCGUGUUCACCGAGUCGGCUUAAUCUCCGACGAUCUGCGAUGACGAACUCGCUCGUGAGAAUUGGUACUGUUGAAGGUGAUUGGGUGAAACGUGCGCUAACUGCUCUAAUUCGUCCCUCGUCGCAUCAACAACGAAGGAGAUUUGAUUUUCAGCAUCGUCCUAGUCGUCUAUCAAUCAUGUCAUAUUGAUGUUUGAUUCGGUUGUAAGAAGGUUUGUAGAACUUGAGUUUUUCCGCCUUUUUCGGCGAGUUUUCCUGCUGAAAUUCGCAGAGAUCUGAUGUGGAUGUGGAGAGAAGAGGACAUAAUUCUGGAGAUAGUAGUAUUUUGAUUUGAUUCGCUGAUGACCAAUUGGACAUUGUAGCUUGUAAAUAUUCAGUGGACCUAAAAAUCGUUGGCGUUGGACGUUUCCUUUACUGUAACGUCGUCGUUGCACAUUCUGUACUACACAUCGUCGUUGAUAUGGUAUCGCCGUCACAUAUUAUUCAUUGACUCCAUUUUCAGCCUGCAGGUCACAAAAAUAUUAAGGCAGAAGAAAUGUAGUUGGGCCUAAUCAAAAGUAAAUGAUCACAUAAGUAUUAAUUAAUUGAUUAAUAUAUACGACUAGCAUUUCUGGAAGGAUUGAACAUGUGGAACGCAAUAAGAAUACCUUUGCGAGGAGGGUUAACUGAGGAAAUGUUUGGCGCACAGAACAUUGCCAAAUUCUCUCUUUAAGGAAAUUACGCGUUAAGAAGGGGAAAUCACGGAUUCUUUGAAUCAUUACAGAAUUAUGCCAAUUUAGUCACCUAAGAAAUUUUGAGUUACUGUUCGAGUCGGCGAAAAGUUAACAUAAACGAAAUAAGAAGAAUCUUAGGGUAAAAAUUGAUUAAUCUUAAUGUCGUUGAUAGGAUGUGCUAUAACGAAAGUUUGAAUUGAGCUAGGUUAACAUAUUCCACACUUCCAUGAAAAAAGACUCAGAGAAAUUUCUAAUUUUUCAAUUAUAACCAUGAAAAAAGACUAAAGAGAAAUUUUUAAUUUUCAAUUAUAUUCACAUGGUUAAGAAAAAGAAUAAUCAGCUUUAUUUAUAUAAAAUUAAUUGGAAGAAAAAACUAACUUUCUUAAAAAUAACCUAACUUAAAAAUAACCUAAUUCUAAAAGUAACCUAAUAACCUUUCUUAAUAAUUGGAAGUUAUUAGAAAAACUCCAAAUUUAACUAUUAUUUUCUACACUUUCUCUCAAGUUAAGUGGUAGGUUUUGAAUACUCAACUUGCAAAGUGUCUCUUCAAAUUAGGGCUGGCAAAAGCUGACCCGACCUGCCAACCUGAUCUGAAACCGACCCGAAAUUAGCGGGUUUGGGUUUAGAUUUUUGACCCAAUUAAUUAAAUGGGUCAACCCGAUCUGAUCUGUUUAUUAAAUGGGUUAGGUUCAGGUUGAAUUUUUAAACCCGAAAAAAACCUGUUUAACCCAUUUAUUAAAUGGGUCAUUCAGGUCAGGUCGACCCAUAUUAACCCACUUGGGAGUUGGGCCUGCGAUAUUAACCCAUUCCUUUUCGCUCUGCUCCAUUCAAAAUCAUAAACCCUAAAAAUAUUUCGUGGUUUUGCUUCGCCUUCCUCAGUUCCUCAUUCAUUCCAGCGCCUUCUUCAUUCCUCUUCUCUCAGUUCUCUGUGCGAGUGUGCGCCUUCCUCAUUCCUCUUCUCUCAGUUCUCUGUGCGCCUUCCUCAUUCCUCUUCACUGUGCGCCUUCCACUUCGUCUUCGAGUCUUCGACCUUCAGGCCUUCCUCUUCUCUGUUCUCAUUCUUUUAUUUUUAUUGUUCGAUUUUUCUGAUUUUUUUUUGUUCGAUUUUUUCUGAUUUUAAUGUUCAUUGCUGUUAGUCCUGAUACUGCUAUUUUCAUUGUUCUUAAUGCUCGAUUUUUUCGAUUUUGUUUGUGUUCCAUUCUACCAAAUCCUGUUACUGCUAUGUAUAUUGAGUUCUUUGUGUAUUUUCCUUUGGAGUUUGCUUUUGUAUUUCCUUUUGUUGUUCUUGGGAGUAAUCAUGUCAAUUGAUGUUGUUAAAUUGAUGAUGAAUCAAUUGAUGAUGUUGUUAAAUCAAUUGAUGAUGAAUCUGAAAUUGGGUUAAGUGAUGAUCCAUGAAGAUAUCAUUGCACAAUGAGUCUGAUUUGAGUAAAAAUGUGAAUAAAAUAUUUGGGUCAAAUGGGUCAAAUGACCUGAAAUAUAUGGGUUUAAUGACCUGAAAAAAAAAGCAGGUUAAAUGGGUCAUUAGCAGGUUGACUCGACCUGCCACAGAUUAGGUCGGGGUUUCAAUUUUUGACCCAUUUAAUUAAAUGGGUCAGGUUCAGGUCAAGGGUCUAUUGACCCAUUUAUAUAUGACCCAAACCUGAAAAUGACCCAACCCGACCUGUUUGACACCCCUACUUCAAAUACUUCUGUUCUUACUGCUUUCGUAAGAAUGUUCGCAAUCUUGCUCUUGGAUGUGACGGAUGGAAGACUAAUAACUUUCUUUUCAAGCUUCUCUUUUAUGAAGUGACGAUCUACUUCCACAUACUUUGUACGAUCAUGUUGAACCGGGUUUUCUAAAAUCUUAAUUGCAGCUUCAUUAUCACAGUAAAGCUUACACGAUUUAGUUUGAGAAAAACCAAAUUCAUUUAACAACUUCUGAAGCCAUAAAAUUUCAGUCAUCCCUUUGGUAAUACCUCUGAAUUCUGUUUCAGCACUAAACAAAGCUACAACCUUUUGCUUUUUACUUUUCCAUCACCAGGUUACCUUCAGCAAAAGUAAAAUAUCCAGAGGUUGACUUUCUUCCAUCUCUAUCUCUUACCCAAUCGACCAUUAGUAUAGGCUAAUAAAUCAAGAUUACCAUUCCUUUUAAACAAAAUACCUCGACCACACGUUCCUUUGAGAUAUCUAACUAUCCUCAUGACAGCUUCGAGAUGAUCAGUUUGAGGAAGAUGCAUAAAUUUGGUUAAAUUAGAUUGUAACUUGACAACUCGUACUUUAUUUUUUUACUCAUUAUUUUAGUUUUGUCAUUUUUCAUUCCACACCAUUAUUUUGUCAUUUUCAGUCCACAUAUUUAGUUAAUAAAAAUUUUCGGGUGACAUUUCUGUCAUAGCCUUCAAAUUGAUUAAUUGAGCAUUUUUUAUAAGAAAAAUAUUUUUUAUGAAAACAAGUGAAAUAUAGAUUCUUCUAGAAUUUUUUUGAUUAAUUGGAAAAAAUGUUGGAUUGAUCCAAAUUGAUUUGAAUAUGACACACAUGAUCUGAAAUUGAUCAGACCUAAAACAAAUUCAAUUAAAAUUAACCAAAUCGAAAAUACUCCGCUAUCAAAACCCAUCCGGCAAAUUGUCAAACAUAGUUACGAGGUGAUGAUAACAUAGGCUUUUAGUUACUAUUAGACCAAACCCUUCUUUUCCGAUAUCAUAACAAAGACUAAGAUUUUUGAGCCGGUCCAUAGAGUGCCUAUAAGAACUGCCUUUGAUGUCCAAGUCAUUAAAAAUCAUGAAAAGAGGGUAUAAAUUGUCAUUAUUUAGUGCAAAUCAACCUUUAAUUAGAGAUGAUUAGGACUUAUUUAUUACUUGCGGCCUUUUGUAAAUAUAUCAGGGUUGUAUCCAUAGUGGAAU
Molecule: messenger RNA, 4317 nt
Organism: Amaranthus tricolor (Joseph's coat)
Lineage: Eukaryota; Viridiplantae; Streptophyta; Magnoliopsida; Caryophyllales; Amaranthaceae
Exons: 3
Coding region: 277-918 (213 amino acids)
Source: RefSeq, a predicted model, not a curated record